Messenger RNA from Taeniopygia guttata (zebra finch), 2894 nucleotides. The record is from RefSeq and is a predicted model, not a curated record. NCBI's taxonomy places the organism in Eukaryota, Metazoa, Chordata, Aves, Passeriformes, Estrildidae.
CCACAACCACGCCCCCCAACUCGGCGGGCGCGGCGGUUCCGCUCGCUGAUUGGCUGCGGCGCGGCGAGGCCACGCCCCCUCUCCUCCCGGCGCUCGGGGCCGCGGCGGGAGCGCCGCCAGUUCCCGGUGGCCGCGGCGGGGCCGGGGUGGCUGCGGGCCUCGCUCCGCCCGCGGUGUCCCCGCGCUGUCCCCUCCCUGUCCCCGCUGUGUCCCCGCUGUGUCCCCGCACCCCCACAUGGAGCUGCUGUGCGCGGAGUCCGCGCCCCGCGCCCCCCGCGCCGCGCGGGACCCGCAUCUGCUGCGGGACCGGCGGGUGCUGCAGAACCUGCUGAGCCUGGAGGAGCGCUACAGCCCCCGCGUGUCCUACUUCCAGUGCGUGCAGCGCGACAUCCAGCCCUACAUGCGGAAGAUGUUGGCCUUCUGGAUGCUGGAGGUGUGCGAGGAGCAGAAGUGUGAGGAGGAGGUGUUCCCGCUGGCCAUGAACUACGUGGAUCGGUACCUGUCCUCGGUGGCCGUGCAGAAGAGCCACCUGCAGCUGCUGGGAGCUGUGUGCAUGCUGCUGGCCUCCAAGCUGAGGGAAACCAUGCCCCUGACCGUGGAGAAGCUCUGCAUCUACACCGACAACUCCAUCACCCCCCAGGAGCUGCUGAACUGGGAGCUGCUGGUCCUGGAGAAGCUCAAGUGGGACCUGGUGUCGGUGAUUGCCAACGAUUUCCUGCCCCACAUCCUGCACCAGCUGCCGCUGCCCCUGGACAAGGUGGAGCUGGUGAAGAAACACGCCCAGACCUUCAUCGCCCUGUGUGCCACAGACGACACCUUCGUGAUGUACCCCCCGUCCAUGAUCGCCACCGGCAGCAUCGGCGCCGCCAUCCACGGCCUCAGCCUGCCCGGCAGCGGCGACGCCGUCACCGAGCUGCUGGCCGGGACCACGGGCACCGAGGUGGACUGCCUGAAGGCGUGCCAGGAGCAGAUCGAGGCGGCCUUGGCCGAGAGCCUGAAGCAGGCAUCGCAAUCCCAGCAGGAAUUCAGCGCCAAGACUCCGGCCUACGGGGGCAGCCAGCCCACCAGCACCCCCACGGACGUCACCGACAUCAACCUGUGACCCACCUGUGUCCAUCUGCCCCUCCCUGGGCACCCCCAGCUCGCUGCACCCCCUGCCCACCCAGCGCCUCCGAGGGUCCUGCCCUGCUGGGAACGCGGGGCUGGAUCCGCUCGGGGGGUGCUGGCACGGGACAGGAGCCUGGAUGGAGCUGGAAUUGUCCCUCUGUUGGUGUUCCCGCCUCUCCGGGCUCUUCAUGGCAUUUUCCAGCCCCGUGAGGAAUGGAAAUCCCAGAGGGAUCCUGCAGGACCCGAAUCCCGGGCCGGGAAGGAGCCCUGGGCUGGAUUUUGCUGGUGGAUGUGGGAUUUUGGGGAUUCGCUCCCCGUCCGUGCCUUAGGAGGAGUUCGGGGUCCACUCGGCUGCUUCAUUUGUUGUUCACUGCUGGGAAACUCCCGGGAAAAAAAAUCGGAAUUCGUGGGAAAAAUUCUCGCUCAGAGGUCUGAAUACCUGGGAAAAAUUCCUGCUCAGAGUUUGGGAUUCCUGGGAAAAAUUCCUGCUCAGUGUUUGGGAUUCCUGGGGAAAAUUCCUGCUCAGAGUUUGGAAUUCCUGGAGAAAAUUCCUGCUCAGACCUUGGAAUUUCCAGGAAAAAUUCCUGCUGACAGCUUGGAAUUCCUGGGAAAAAUUCCUGCUCAGAGUUUGGAAUUUCCGGGAAAAAUUCCUGCUCAGAGUUUGGAAUUUCCGGGAAAAAUUCCCGCUCAGACCUCAGAAUUCAUGGGAAAAAUUCCCGCUCAGAGCUUGGAAUUCCUGGGAAAAAUUCCCGCUCAGAUCUCGGAAUUUUCGGGAAAAAUUCCUGCUCAGAGUUUGGAAUUCCUGGGAGAAAAAUCCCGCAAAAAAAUUGACAUUCCCAAGAAAAAUUCACACUCAAAGCUGGGAAUUCCCAGGAAAAAUUCCCGCUCAGAGUUUGGAAUUCCCGGGGAAAAUUCUCACAAAAAUUUGAAAUUCCCAGGAAAAAUUUGCAUUUAAAGCUGGGAAUUCCCUGGAAAAAUUCCCUCCGGGGUGGGGCCUGGAUGCCGCUCUCCUCUCCUUCCCAAAAUCUCCUUCCCAAAAAAGUGCCUUUUCCCCUCAGAGGCUCCUCGGAGGCUGCUGGGCCCGUCGGUAGCUUAGGCAUCAGAGUAGGAUUUCAGGAAAACCUUUGGAUGUGCUGCUAUAGUCUGGGAUGCAUCUCCGCUCUCCCAAGGCCGGGAUUUGGGAUCAUCCAUCCCGUGGAUCCCAGCUGCCCUCCCCAGAGGGUGGACGGAAAACUUUGCUGCGCACUUGAGUUGGAAAAGCAAUUACUGCAUUUUUGUAUUGUUGUUGUUGUUGAUCCUGUUCGUAUUUUUUUUUUUUUUAUAAAAGUUGUUGUAAAACAGAAGAAAAAAAAAAAAUAAUGCUGCUUUUCUAUGAGAAAACCAGAGUGGAAUUAAGCAGAAGGCAGAGAUUCCACAGGGAUGGGAGGCAGACGCUGCUGCUGCUGCUGCCUCUGGACAUGUGGCUGUUGUCCUCCCGUGGGGGAUGUGGAAAAGGAGGAGGAAAUUUUCCUUUUGGAUGCCACCAGCCCCACAAAAUCCAGCGGAAAAAGGUGGGGCUGCUGCUCCUCCCCAAGCCACGGAGCCGCUGCCUCCUGCGAGCAGGAGGGUUGGGACAGAGCCUGGCUGUGCUAAAUGAAAUGUUUCAUUUUUUAUAUAUACAUAUAUAUCUAUAUAAAUGAAUUUUUAACUUAAGAGUAAACUGGUUUGGUGUUCACUCGCACGAGUCCCGCUGCUGGGAGAGCCAGAGAACCCUGUGAUGUUGCAAUAAAAUAUUUUAAACAAAAAAA